CCUCCCUGAGCCUCCAGAUCUGAACCACGCAAAUAACUGGGAGGAGGAGGAGGAGGAGGCCAAGGAGGAGCUUCCCCAAGCGCCACCGGCCAGAGAAAGGCGGCGGGGUGGGCCUCUCCCCUCCCCUCCCUCCUGCCAAAAGCGAAGCCCCAGCCGCCAGUGGCUCCGUGCCCUACAAAGUCCAUUCCUCCGCUCCGGCGUCCCCUGAGAGCUGCGCCUGCUGCCGGCGAUGGACGGAGCCGCCGCUACACUGUGAAGGAGCACCUGCCGCUUCUCCCGAGGGCUUGGGGCUCGGAGGCCGGCGCUGCGUCGUGGGAACAGAACGCGCUAUUUGUUAGUCGUUGAGCCUGGCCGUUUACUGUUCCUGUUUCUGAAAAGCAGCUCGGAGUGAUGGUGGGGAAUGGCAUUUUCGCCCAGCCGUCUUGAGCUCCUUUCAACAUCCAAGUAGACGUUUAUAGUAAUUUUGUACUCAAGGAUCCUUUUCCACCAUGUCAGAGUUCUGGCUAAUCUCAGCUCCAGGGGAUAAGGCAAAUUUGCUUGCCUGGGACAGAAUGAAUACCGUGACUUCGAAAGCCAACCUGUCCAGCAACAGCAAGUUCGCCAUCCCUGACCUCAAGGUAGGAACUCUGGACACGCUGGUUGGCCUCUCAGAUGAGUUGGGAAAAGUCGAUAGUUUUGCUGAAAGUGUAAUAAAGAAAAUUGCCCAGUAUAUUGGAGAAGUUUUAGAAGAUUCAAAAGAUAAAGUACAAGAAAACCUGCUGGCUAAUGGAGUUGAUUUGAUUAGUUAUCUAACAAAAUUUGAAUGGGACAUGGCUAAGUAUCCAAUAAAACAGCCACUGAAGAACAUUUCAGAAGGAUUAUCAAAGCAAAUUACACAGAUCGAAGCAGACAUGAAAAGCCGAGCUGCUGUCUACAACAACAUCAAAGGAAAUCUUCAGAAUCUGGAAAGAAAAACGGCAGGAAAUCUUUUGACCCGUACGUUAACAGAUAUAGUGAACAAAGACGACUUUGUAUUGAAUUCCGAAUAUCUCAUCACUCUACUUGUUGUAGUUCCCAAAACAAGCUAUGUGCAGUGGCAAAAAAACUAUGAAUCGCUCUCAGAUAUGGUGGUUCCUCGCUCUACAAAGAUGAUCGCUGAAGACUCAGAGGGAGGGCUCUUCACAGUCACCCUGUUCCGAAAAGUGAUUGAUGACUUUAAGACCAAAGCCAGAGAGAACAGGUUCAUGGUGCGGGAAUUUUAUUUUGAUGAGAAAGAACUGAAGUGUGAAAAGGACGAAAUGAGGAAGUUAGCUUCUGAUAAGAAGCAGCAGUAUGGUCCUCUGUUGAGAUGGUUGAAGGUGAACUUCAGUGAAGCAUUUGUGGCUUGGAUCCAUAUAAAGGCACUAAGAGUUUUUUCAGAAUCUGUCCUCAGGUAUGGAUUACCAGUGAACUUCCAGACCAUGCUACUUCAGCCUAAUAAGAAAUCUAUGAAGAGACUGAGAGAAGUAUUAAAUGCUGUUUUCAAGCAUCUGGACGAAGUAGCGGCAGCCAGCCUAAUGGACACUUCAGUCGACAUUCCUGGCUUGCAGCUAAGCAAUCAGGACUACUAUCCUUAUGUCUAUUUCAAGAUUGACCUCAGCCUUCUCGAUUCCAGCUAGUUUGCUGCACCAAGUGUGACUUGUUUUUCAGUAUUGUAGGAUUUGUGAAUGAAAUGUCAUGUUUUGUUUUUAAUGCAAACAUAAUUGGAAUGUGGCCCUUUUGAUGCGGAAAGACCAAGUAAUUUUAAGCAAGUGAUCACUGUAGUUCCUUGAUUUGGCUUGACUAUAAGUAGACGGGUUGCUUUUCCCCCCCAUUUUGAGAAUUAAAAGAAACUGGAAGCUUUUUUCUGAUUGUAUUAGAAAACAUGCUUCAUAAGA
Notechis scutatus (mainland tiger snake) is the source of this 1895-nucleotide messenger RNA. It is a transcript of the gene ATP6V1C2, whose product is annotated as ATPase H+ transporting V1 subunit C2. The record is from RefSeq and is a predicted model, not a curated record. Gene Ontology annotation, cellular component: vacuolar proton-transporting V-type ATPase, V1 domain; lysosomal membrane. Gene Ontology annotation, biological process: proton transmembrane transport. Gene Ontology annotation, molecular function: proton-transporting ATPase activity, rotational mechanism. NCBI's taxonomy places the organism in Eukaryota, Metazoa, Chordata, Lepidosauria, Squamata, Elapidae.